UGUGCUUAUUAUGCGCAGUCACAAAACAGAAAAUCGGUUACAAUACGCAAUUAUGCAUGUGCAGCUGUGUAAGUGUGCAAGCGUGUGUGCGUGUGAAUGUGUGUUUCCUGUGUUGUAGUGAAAAAGAAGGCUGCGCAGUCGGCAGUACCAUUGACAGCAGAGACAAAGCAACGAACGCAGUAAAAGUUCUUUGUCUGCAGGAAACGAAACAGCAGCAGCAGCAGUAGCGGCAGCAAGCUGCACUCUUCCCAUCCAUCCGUUAAACAGCUGCAAAUUUGCAAUAGUUGGAGUUACGCACACAUCAAUAUUUGUAUCUGUGUGUGUGUGUGUGUGUGUGUGCAUAAGUGUGUGUUCGUGUGCGAGAAAUGCAAGUGCAACGAAACAAAGCAACAGAUUACCACAAGCCAUAACAACAACAAAGCCCAAACAGUCAGUAAAAUCGAGCGCUUUAAUGCAGACGUGCUUGCGCCCGAAGAGAGAACGAAAGAACGGAACAAAGCUUGAGCAACAAAACCUAUAAUUAACAUGUACUGCCAAUGAACAAUUCCUUUAUUUUUUUUUCGAGUGCAAGUGAAAAGUUUUAAAAAUGUCUUCGGUGAAUGUCAAUCAGAAUCAGCAAAAAGAGAGCCCUAGUCGCGACUCUACAGCUUCGACUUCGGGCCACAUCUCCAUGCUGGCAGAGAAUACGUUGGAGUCGCUGUCACGAGAUUAUUCCCUGGUCAGCUUAAACUCGGCUGGCAGUCAGGAUGAAUUCUUUCGCUGUCGUGAUCAUGCCGACAGCGUACUCAAACGCAUGCAACUCUAUGUGGACAGUCAGCAGCUGUGUGAUGUGGUGCUCAUUGCAGCCAUCGAUGGUAAACGUGUGCCCGCACAUCGCUUGGUGCUAUCCGCAUCGAGUGCUUACUUCUCAGCUAUGUUCACUGGAUCGCUGCGCGAAACGAAAGAACAUGAAGUGACGCUGGGCGAUGUGAAUGGUGAUGCACUACAGCUGCUGGUGCAAUAUUGUUAUACUGGCUUCAUAGAGCUGCGCGAGGAUACGGUGGAGACGCUGCUGGCCACCGCCUGUUUGUUGCAAUUGAAUUCUGUGGUCACGGCUUGUUGCAAUUUUCUCGCACGCCAACUGCAUCCAUCAAACUGCCUGGGAUUUGCGUUCUUUGCAGAGCAACAGAGCUGCACGACAUUGUUACGGCUGGCGCAAGCAUACACGUGUCAGUAUUUUAUGCAGGUGUGCCAGAACCAGGAGUUCUUUCAACUGAAUUCUGAUCAGCUGAGCAAGUUGCUGAGCAGCGAUGAUCUCAAUGUGCCAUCCGAACAAGAUGUCUUUCACAGUCUAAUGACCUGGGUGCGUCAUGAUGCUCCCGCACGGGAGCAGCAUAUACCUGAGCUGCUAGCGCUGGUGCGCUUGCCCUUGCUGCAGCCUGCCUUCAUUAUGGAUCAUGUGGAGACUGUAUCCAGUGCUGCCGAGUGCCAACAGCUUGUGAUGGAGGCCUUCAAGUGGCAUCUUAUGCCAGAGCGGCGGUCACGCAUUGCCACUGAACGCACCACGCCACGCAAAUCGACAGUUGGGCGACUGCUCGCUGUGGGCGGCAUGGAUGCACACAAGGGCGCCAUCUGCAUUGAAAUCUAUUGUCCGCGCUUGGACAAAUGGACGCCCUGGAAGCAUAUGACUGGAAGGCGUCUACAAUUCGGCGCCGCUGUGAUGGAGGACAAGCUUAUCCUUGUAGGCGGACGCGAUGGACUUAAGACGCUUAACACUGUAGAAAGCUUGGACUUGAAUACUAUGGCCUGGGCGCCACUUAAUCCUAUGGCUACGCCACGUCAUGGCCUGGGCGUUGCUGUACUUGAGGGACCGCUCUACGCUGUGGGCGGUCAUGAUGGAUGGAGCUAUCUCAACACGGUGGAGCGUUGGGAUCCAGUUGCGCGUACCUGGAGCUAUGUGGCACCCAUGUCUUCCAUGCGUUCCACUGCUGGCGUUGCUGUCCUGAGUGGUCGCCUGUACGCUGUGGGCGGGCGUGAUGGUUCUGUUUGUCAUCGCUCUAUCGAGUGCUACGACCCUCAUACCAACAAAUGGACACUGCUGGCGCCAAUGAAUCGUAGACGUGGUGGCGUGGGCGUCACUGUGGCAAAUGGUUUUCUUUAUGCCUUGGGUGGACAUGAUUGUCCAGCCAGCAAUCCGAUGGUUUGUCGCACUGAAACUGUAGAACGCUACGAUCCAGCUACAGAUACCUGGACUAUGAUUUGUUCCCUUGCCUUGGGCCGCGAUGCUAUUGGAUGUGCACUGUUGGGCGAUCGUCUGAUUGUUGUGGGCGGCUAUGAUGGCAAUCAUGCUCUGAAGAAUGUGGAGGAAUAUGAUCCGGUGCGCAAUGGUUGGAAUGAGCUGGCGCCAAUGUCAUUGCCACGUGCUGGCGCCUGUGUUGUUGCCAUACCGAAUGUUAUACCGCCAGCGGCCCCACAGCCGCCGGCCAACGCUACAAAAAAGAAGAAGUGGAAGCCAGUUAGAUUGGAUCCAAUCUGCUAUAGGCGUCGUAGAUCCGUCGAAUUUGUCGACUACUUUGCUAUGUAAUUUGCAAAAUUUCGAAAAACAAACUAUUAAAUUUAAGCAUAAACAAAUCAAAACCAAGUGUAACUUUGAA
This is a messenger RNA of Drosophila busckii, 2633 nucleotides long. RefSeq names its product kelch-like protein 5. The transcript has 6 exons. Bases 587 to 2563 code for a protein of 658 amino acids. Lineage: Eukaryota; Metazoa; Arthropoda; Insecta; Diptera; Drosophilidae. The record is from RefSeq and is a predicted model, not a curated record. Gene Ontology annotation, molecular function: protein binding.